CACGUUCAUCGUUACUCUUACCGUUACCGGUGAGCUAAAAUCGUCCCGACGAUCUCACAUGUCAGACACCGGUAUUUUUCCAUCGACAGUCACACGAAUGAUGCGCAUUCUUGAGAACAACCGUCCUUUCCGGAUGCAUCCCAGCGUUGCACUGGUGGCGCUGGACGUUGUCGUCAUCUUAGCGGGAUUUAGUGCUUUUAUCUGUGUUUUAGCAGCAUUCUCUGGGAACUACAUCGACGAUGAAAAUGUAUUCCAUGCGGUUGUUAUGUUUUGUACUUUCUUUCUGAAAUCCACAUCGUCCAUCUUGGACGUUUGUGGUGUUUGGCACUUUUGGCUCGAUUCGAAGACCAUUCACGUGAUGAAUGUUGUGGAGUGUUUUACCGGCACAUUCUUCGCUCUAAUAUCUUCCUCCGUAGCCACAGGAUUUUACGUAAAACGCUGGGAGAUCCCAUGUGAACUUCAACGAGGACGCGGAAAUUUCCAAAAAUGCGACUGCUUGGUAGCCAGUAUCGUUUUGGGAUUUCUGGCUGCUACCGUUCUGUUUUUAAAAGGUUACAUCUGUUUUAAACGGGCCAGAUCUGCAGACAGCGACUGCAACGCUGCUAGUAUUUUGUUUUCUGAUAAGUAGAGUCUAAAUUUUAAUCCUGCA
Paramacrobiotus metropolitanus is the source of this 649-nucleotide messenger RNA. RefSeq lists its product as uncharacterized. Lineage: Eukaryota; Metazoa; Tardigrada; Eutardigrada; Parachela; Macrobiotidae. The transcript has 3 exons. The record is from RefSeq and is a predicted model, not a curated record. Bases 59 to 628 code for a protein of 189 amino acids.